AUGUCGCACACUGAGGGCAGCCUGUCGCAUAUCAAGGACCGACAGUAUCAUGACAACGACCUCCGGCAGCCUUCAUCGGAACCAUCGCAAGCACAGCUAGCAUCGGUGCAGGCUCGGCAGAGACGAAGAAUUGCCGAACUGGAGAACCAGCUGGUGACCCUCGAGUCGGGGCGUGCUGUAAAAGAAAAGUAUGGACGUCAUGUGAUACUGGUGCAUCAUACCAGUGCAUUGAGUUGGCUUUACUCACUAUCCGCCAGGCAGGUGAACUACUAUAUGGCUCAAGGAAGAGCCAUCAGACGAGCUGUCGCUUUGUUUGAUAAUAUCGAGGAUCUCGUCAGCGAGAAUGAUAGGAGAUACGAUGCCGAGGAUGAGGAGACUUCUCUCGAGCAAGACAGGCUGCAGGGAGGGUACAUCACCCUAAUGAACACCUUGCCAUGGUUCUAUAAGAAAAGUUCAGAAAUAGAUUACGAUGAAUAUAUGCGUAUGUUGAAAAUGCUUAGACAGGGUGCUGACAGCGCUCGAGGAGACGAUACCUCCAAGUUGAAGGCUCUCGUUUCCGAAUGGGUCAACCGCGAAUUGAAGCCAGAUCCCCCGGUUGACAUGGACGAUAAACACACCCGCGGAUUCAUCAAUGAUGGGUGCGGCAAGUUGUUAUGUCCAGCUGAGCUGGAUUGGAAUGACCCGACUGUAAGGGCGGGGAUUCGAGAUCGCGCACAGGGAUAUAUUGUGACGGAUCUUUCUUUUCCAGCCUACUUGUAUGAAAAAUACACCGCCAAUUCGGACAAUUUGGAGGAAGGUCUCUUUAAAGGCAAAAUCUUGCUUCAGAGCUACAAAGCUGUUUUUACGUCGCCCUCGUCAGCAAAGGACGUUGAAGGCGACGGUGAUGGCGCAGACAUCAUCGAAAACAACAGACGCGCCAGGAAGGCUUCUUCUGGAAUCAAGGUCAAGAAGCAUGUACGAUUUGCAUUGUCAUCUGUUACAUCAUGGCGGUCCGUCGAUGGUGAUUUCGACUACGUGCAAUUCUGGCAGACCGUCGUGGACUUUUUUGAAAGGCCCCCCGGUCGAGACGCGCAGCGCAGAGUCAACAGACUCCUCGAAUGGUGGACUAGAAAAGUCUUCGGAAGGAGCCGCCGUGAUGACCUUACUGAUGAUGCACGGGCCAACAUGUCGGUGAAUGCUCUCGCAAGGCAGAGAGCACGAAUCGAUGACGCCGCCUUCGACUCGGAAUAA
Suillus fuscotomentosus is the source of this 1230-nucleotide messenger RNA. RefSeq lists its product as uncharacterized. The transcript has 7 exons. The record is from RefSeq and is a predicted model, not a curated record. NCBI's taxonomy places the organism in Eukaryota, Fungi, Basidiomycota, Agaricomycetes, Boletales, Suillaceae. The coding region runs from base 1 to 1230 and encodes 409 amino acids.